UGAAUCAAUUCAAAUAGACGGAGAAUUAACGAGUUCUUGAACUUUUUAAUAAUUCAUCACUGCUUCUUCUUCAAGUAACGAACAAGCGUGUAUAUUUUAACCCUCCACAAACUUUAUUCCACUGCUUUCUUCAUACAAACAAAGUCAUUGUUUAUAAGGGAUCAUAGGACAAUGGACAGUGUAAUAGAAUCAGAGAAAGAUCCGAAGGUGGAUUCACCUAACAUAGCCGAAGCAGAAACCUCAAACUCAAAACCCCAUAAAGAAGAAAAAGAAGUUAAAAGAGAGUCUGUUCUGAAAGAAGAGAAAAAGAAGAAAGAAGAUGAAGACGAGAAGACAAAGACGGUGCCGUUUCACAAGCUGUUUGCCUUUGCAGACUCCUUUGACAUCAUAUUGAUGAUCCUCGGGACUAUUGGUGCUGUGGGAAACGGUCUUGGCUUCCCUAUCAUGACCAUCCUAUUCGGAGAUGUCAUUGAUGUGUUCGGACAGAACCAAAACAGUUCAGAUGUUUCUGACAAGAUCGCCAAGGUUGCUCUGAAGUUUGUAUACCUUGGCCUAGGAACCCUAGUGGCAGCUCUACUCCAGGUUUCUGGUUGGAUGAUCUCUGGUGAGAGACAAGCUGGAAGAAUAAGAAGUUUAUAUCUAAAAACCAUAUUGAGACAAGACAUAGCUUUCUUCGAUGUCGAAACAAACACAGGUGAAGUUGUUGGAAGAAUGUCUGGUGACACUGUCCUUAUACAAGACGCCAUGGGAGAAAAGGUUGGUAAGGCUAUACAGUUGAUAUCAACAUUUAUAGGUGGAUUUGUGAUAGCUUUCACGGAAGGAUGGCUUCUAACACUAGUCAUGGUAUCUUCAAUACCACUUCUAGUAAUGUCUGGUGCAGCUCUCGCUAUCGUCAUAUCGAAAAUGGCUUCACGUGGACAAACUUCUUAUGCCAAAGCUGCGGUUGUGGUCGAGCAAACAGUUGGGUCCAUAAGAACGGUUGCAUCCUUCACAGGAGAGAAACAAGCUAUAAGCAGUUACAACAAGCAUCUUGUCUCUGCCUAUAGAGCAGGUGUGUUCGAAGGAGCUUCCACAGGGCUCGGUCUCGGUACACUCAACAUUGUCAUCUUUUGCACUUAUGCUUUAGCUGUUUGGUACGGUGGGAAGAUGAUAUUGGAGAAAGGGUACACAGGAGGACAAGUUCUCGUCAUCAUCUUCGCGGUUCUAACCGGUUCCAUGUCGUUAGGACAGGCGUCUCCUUGCUUAAGCGCGUUUGCAGCUGGUCAAGCAGCUGCGUACAAAAUGUUCGAGACGAUUAAAAGAAAGCCGGAGAUUGAUGCUUUUGAUACAAGCGGGAAGGUUCUUGAUGAUGUUAGAGGAGAUAUAGAGCUUAGAGAUGUUAGCUUUAGCUACCCGGCGAGACCAGAGGAGCAGAUCUUUCGCGGGUUUUCGCUCUCUAUCUCGAGUGGUUCCACGGUGGCGCUGGUUGGGCAGAGUGGAAGUGGGAAGUCUACUGUUGUGAGUUUGAUAGAGAGGUUUUACGAUCCGCAGAGGGGUGAAGUGAGAAUCGAUGGUGUUAACCUUAAAGAGUUUCAGCUGAAAUGGAUCAGAAGCAAGAUAGGACUUGUGAGUCAAGAACCUGUUCUGUUCACGUCGAGUAUCAAAGAGAACAUCGCUUACGGGAAAGAAGACGCCACAGUGGAAGAGAUUCGUAUGGCUACAGAGCUUGCAAAUGCAUCUAAGUUCAUUGAUAAACUUCCUCAGGGUUUAGACACGAUGGUUGGAGAACACGGGACACAGCUUUCAGGAGGACAGAAACAGAGGAUCGCAGUGGCUAGAGCUAUAUUAAAAGAUCCAAGAAUCUUGCUUUUAGAUGAAGCAACAAGCGCGCUUGAUGCAGAGUCAGAGAGAAUAGUUCAAGAAGCUCUUGAUAGGAUCAUGGUUAACAGAACAACUAUUGUGGUCGCUCAUAGAUUGAGCACAGUGAGAAACGCAGACAUGAUUGCUGUGAUUCAUCAAGGAAAGAUCGUUGAGAAAGGUUCUCACUCUGAGCUCCUAAGAGACCCUGAAGGAGCUUACUCUCAGCUCAUACGUCUACAAGAAGAUAACAAAAAGUCUGAAGAUCCAACGGAAGAGCAGAAGAUAUCAAUGGAGUCUAUGAAACGGUCUAGCUUGAGAAAGUCAUCGCUGAGCCGGUCUUUAAGCAAAAGAUCAUCUUCUUUCUCUAUGUUUGGUUUUCCAGCAGGCAUAGACACAACCAACGAAACCAAACCAGAGCAAGGCCAGGAUUCUAGUCCCAUCAAGAAAGUAUCAUUCCUUAGAGUAGCUGCUUUAAACAAACCAGAGAUACCAAUGCUUAUACUCGGAUCUAUAGCAGCUGUUCUAAACGGAGUGAUACUUCCCAUCUUUGGGAUCCUAAUCUCAAGCGUGAUCAAAGCCUUCUUCAAACCACCUGAGCAGUUAAAAUCCGACACAAGGUUUUGGGCAAUCAUCUUCAUGCUUCUUGGUGUAGCUUCGAUGGUGGUCUACCCGGCGCAGACCAUCUUUUUCUCUAUAGCUGGAUGUAAACUAGUGCAGCGGAUAAGAUCGAUGUGUUUUGAGAAAGUGGUUCACAUGGAAGUUGGAUGGUUCGAUGAGACUGAGAACUCGAGUGGUGCUAUUGGAGCUAGGCUUUCAGCUGAUGCCGCUACGGUUCGUGGUCUUGUUGGAGAUGCAUUGGCUCAAACCGUACAGAAUCUUGCGUCUGUCACGGCUGGUGUGGUCAUCGCGUUUGUGGCGAGCUGGCAGUUAGCUUUCAUUGUUUUGGCCAUGCUUCCGCUGAUCGGGCUUAACGGUUAUGUUUACAUGAAGUUCAUGGUUGGCUUCAGUGCAGAUGCAAAGAGAAUGUACGAGGAAGCGAGCCAAGUAGCGAACGAUGCGGUGGGGAGCAUAAGAACGGUUGCUUCGUUCUGUGCAGAGGAGAAAGUGAUGAAAAUGUAUAAGAAGAAAUGUGAAGGUCCUAUGAAAACAGGAAUACGUCAAGGCAUAGUUAGUGGUAUUGGUUUCGGAGUUUCUUUCUUCGUCCUCUUUGCUUCUUACGCAGCUAGUUUCUAUGCCGGUGCAAGGCUUGUUGAUGACGGCAAGACAACCUUUGAUUCUGUUUUCAGGGUUUUCUUUGCUUUGACAAUGGCGGCUGUAGCUAUAUCUCAGUCGAGUUCAUUGUCUCCUGAUUCCAGCAAAGCUAGCAAUGCGGCUGCAUCCAUCUUCGCGGUUAUAGACAGAGAAUCGAAGAUCGAUCCAAGUGAUGAGUCUGGGAGAGUUCUUGAUAAUGUUAAAGGAGAUAUUGAACUUCGUCAUGUUAGUUUCAAGUAUCCUUCAAGACCAGAUGUUCAGAUCUUCCAGGAUCUUUGUCUGUCUAUUCGAGCCGGAAAGACAAUAGCUUUGGUUGGAGAGAGCGGAAGCGGGAAAUCGACUGUGAUUGCGUUGCUUCAGAGGUUUUAUGAUCCUGAUUCGGGUCAGAUCACUCUUGACGGAGUUGAGAUUAAGACCUUGCAGCUGAAAUGGCUAAGGCAGCAAACAGGACUUGUGAGCCAAGAACCGGUUCUGUUCAAUGAAACGAUCAGAGCAAACAUUGCUUACGGAAAAGGAGGAGAUGCUUCUGAAAACGAAAUAGUAUCUGCAGCUGAGCUGUCUAACGCUCAUGGCUUCAUUAGUGGACUACAACAAGGUUAUGAGACAAUGGUUGGUGAAAGAGGAGUUCAACUAUCAGGCGGGCAGAAGCAGAGAGUAGCUAUAGCGAGAGCAAUUCUUAAAGACCCUAAGGUGUUGCUACUGGAUGAAGCAACAAGCGCGCUAGACGCUGAGUCAGAGCGUGUGGUGCAGGACGCAUUGGACAGGGUUAUGGUAAACAGAACAACCGUGGUGGUGGCACAUCGGUUAUCAACAAUCAAGAAUGCAGAUGUAAUUGCUGUGGUGAAGAAUGGAGUGAUAGUUGAGAAAGGAAAGCAUGACACUUUGAUUGGUAUCAAAGAUGGUGUCUAUGCUUCUUUAGUACAGCUUCAUCUGAGUGCUUCUACAUAAACAUUUAUAUAAGAUUAUUACCAUUUGUGAGUAAUAUACAGUGGAAAUUAAAAAGUUUCAAUUUAUACAUUCAUUAUGGAAUGUUUGUAUA
Molecule: messenger RNA, 4129 nt
Organism: Raphanus sativus (radish)
Lineage: Eukaryota; Viridiplantae; Streptophyta; Magnoliopsida; Brassicales; Brassicaceae
Product: ABC transporter B family member 21
Exons: 11
Coding region: 172-4038 (1288 amino acids)
Biological process (GO): transmembrane transport
Cellular component (GO): membrane
Molecular function (GO): ATP binding; ATP hydrolysis activity; ABC-type transporter activity
Source: RefSeq, a predicted model, not a curated record